AUGGCCUCUCCUCUUGUUUAUUUGUUCCUUACCUUUCUCACCUUUUUCCUACCAACACCACCACAAGUAGAAGCUUCAGCACCAUCAGGUCAUUUAUUCUCAAAACCUAACUGCAGUUCCACAUGCGGUAACCUUAACAUUCCUUAUCCCUUUGGCACACGAAAAGGCUGCUAUCUUGACAGCCUGGACAAUUCUUUCCUUAUAACUUGUAAAGGUAAGGUGCCUUACCUUGGAAAAAGUGGAAUUAAGGUGCUUAAUAUUUUGCUUAUUGAUCAAAAUAUUCGUAUAUUAAGACAUACAACUCCCACAUGCCACAAUAAGUCGAGAAAUAGUACAGAUACUAUUGCUUCACCUCUUCGACUAUCAAAUUUUCCUGUGAAUAAUACACGAAACAAAUUUAUUGUCACGGGAUGUUCCACUUUUGGGUUGAUUAGUGGUUCUACGGCUCAAAACUACGCUACUGGAUGUUUAUCAACAUGCGGGGGUGUUGAUAAUGUAAUGAAUGGCUCAUGCUCAGGCACUGGGUGUUGCCAAACUUCACUUCCAAAAGGUGUGAGGGACUUUGCUGAGCUGGGCUUAAUAUUUAUAAAUGAGACGGCUUCCGCUUGUAGCUCGGCUUUUGUGGUUGAAGAAGGGGCAUAUAGCUUUUCCUCCUUGGACUUGAGCACAACUCGGAGAAGGUCAUACCCAAUUAUGCUUGAUUGGACUGUUGGAAAUGAAACUUGCGCUUCAGCAAAGAAAAACAAAACAAACUAUUUAUGUGUUGCACCGGGCAGCAUUUGUAUCGACUCAGUGUACAAGCCAACUAUAGGGUAUACAUGCAGAUGCCCAAAUGGAUUCGAGGGCAACCCUUACUUGAUCAAUGGUUGCAUAGAUAUUGAUGAAUGUAAGAGAUCCAAUCCGUGUGAUGCUCCUGCAAAAUGUCAAAACCAACAUGGAGGCGUCUCAUGUGUUUGUCCACCUAGUUACAAAUCAGAUGGGAAAGGGGGUUGUGUUAAAGUAAGUCAUGGCGGCCCAAUUGCACAUAGGAUCGCAAUAGGUAUAAGCGUGAGUUUGUUUGUUUUAGUAGUGGGGAGUUCCUGGAUAUACCGGCAGCUGGCCAAUAUAAAGCAUACGAAACAGAAGCAAAAGUUGUUUAUGCAAAAUGGCGGCUUAACACUAAGAGAAGAACUCUCCAAAGACGAUAGUUUAGCCAACACGGUCAAACUCUUCACUGAAGAAGAUAUCAGAAAGGCCACCAAUAACUUUGAUGAACAUGGAAUUAUUGGCCGCGGUGGUUGUGGAACAGUUCAUAAAGGAGUCAUUUCACCUAAUAACAUAGCAGUUGCUGUGAAGAAAUCCAAAGUCAGCGAACAAAGUCAGAUUUCCCAAUUCAUCAACGAGAUGAUAAUUCUUUCAAGGAUCAACCACAUUAAUGUAGUAAGAUUAAUAGGUUGUUGCCUGGAAACCCAAGUGCCCUUACUUGUUUAUGAAUUCAUGAGCAAUGGCACUCUCUCGGACCAUAUUCAUAAAAAGGUGACUGGCUCAUAUCUUUCAUGGGAAUGUUGCCUUCGAAUAGCUGCAGAAAUUGCAGAAGCAAUUGCCUAUUUGCAUUCGGCUGCUUCUCCACCAAUUAUUCAUCGAGAUAUAAAAAGCACUAACAUACUGCUCGAUGAAAAUUUUGUUGCAAAAGUGGCUGAUUUUGGAGCAUCUAAAAUUGUUCCUCGAGAUCACAAAGAAAUUGCGACUUUAGUGCAAGGGACAUUCGGGUAUAUAGACCCCGAGUACUUUCACUCUGGUGAGUUGACGGAGAAGAGUGAUGUUUAUAGUUUUGGCGUGCUUCUGGCAGAACUACUAACAGGAGAGCAUGCCGUGUCAUUUAAUAGGCCAGAUGAAGAGAGGUGCCUUGCAGUGUACUUUCUAGCUUCAGUGAAGCAUGAUAAUGGGUUGCCCAGCAUUAUUCACAAAAGUUUUAUUGAGGAUGGAAAGAACCUUGAGCAGAUCAAACAAGUGGUUGUGAUGGCAGCUAGGUGCCUAAAAGUGACGGGAAACCAAAGGCCAGGUAUGAGGGAACUAGCGAUGGAGCUAGAGCGUUUAAAAACAACGGUUGCGCCUCCAUGGCCAGAUCAGACUCCGGCCAGGAACUCGAACAACCAGAUCAGUAUGCUUUCAAAAGCUGAUUCUGAUUCUAGUUCAAUAACUGAGUUUGCGGACUUGAGUUUCGAAAUGACGAGGAAAGUUGGACAGGAAUGAAUCGAAUGAUCGAUCAUUCGUCUCAUAAGUGAAGUUGGAUUACUCAAUAUAUCAGCUUCUGACUUGUGUUUGUGUCUACUCUCGAAAUAAUAUGUUGUUCUUCCUGUUGUGAGAGAUAAUGAGUCUUGCAUGUUAUCCAGAAUUCAUAAUAUGCUACAUCUUUAGAGUUUGUUCAACUUUAGGAUAUGUUAUACUCGUUUUUCUGUC
Molecule: messenger RNA, 2439 nt
Organism: Daucus carota subsp. sativus
Lineage: Eukaryota; Viridiplantae; Streptophyta; Magnoliopsida; Apiales; Apiaceae
Product: putative wall-associated receptor kinase-like 16
Exons: 3
Coding region: 1-2232 (743 amino acids)
Biological process (GO): protein phosphorylation; cell surface receptor signaling pathway
Cellular component (GO): plasma membrane
Molecular function (GO): calcium ion binding; ATP binding; polysaccharide binding
Source: RefSeq, a predicted model, not a curated record